UGUGAUAUUGCCACACCUAAAUAAUCUGUUUAAGUCAUUCCUGAGUAAAUUACACAUUUAAUAUUUUGUAAACACAGCUUUGAAACCUUUAUGAGUGUGGAAAAACUUGAUACUUAACCAAAUUUAUUUAGAUCACAUGACAUUAAAAUGAUAAUGUGCAAAAUAAUUUGUUUUUCCUAAUGGUUUAUCGAGAACAUGUGGUCAAUUUCUCAUUAUCAUAAAUGCAAAUGUCCUAUUAAAUAUAUAUCCACAUAAAUGAAGAGAACCCUUUCGUCCAUCUUAUAAAUUUGGGCCUUUACAUAAACAAAUGCCAUUUUAAAUAGAUAGUACAGAGAAUAAACAAGUUAAUUGUACAGGUUACCCCGCGGUCAUCUCAGGACACUGAUGCUUCGAGGCGUGCCAUAGCGCGUUCAUGUGACAGCGCAGUAAAGAUGCGUCCUAAAAGAGUUUGCAUCGAGCCAAACUGCAUCAGUUCUGAGUCCGACCGCCGCUCGACUCACAUCUUUGGAUGUCCUCUAUUGCUUUACAUUUGUGUCGGGUGAAAGGGAAGAUAACAGAAGAGAAAGAGUGAAGCUUUCAGCUAUGGGAGCUACCGCGUCAUCCGCGCAACGGGACAGCAGAGAUGAUGAAGACGCAGCGGCGGAGCAGCGGACUGCAGAGACGAGCGAUGCUCCGGAGGAUGACACGUUGCCACAGAGGAAUGGACAGAUCUCCAGUUUGAACCUAAAGACAAAGAACCAUGCAGAUGAAAUAAAUGGACACUUAACAGAGAGGAUACUUACAGAUGUUUGCUCAGGGUUUGUUACUGUGAAAGAAGACGGCAGAGAGACAAUUAAAGACCUUCAGGAUGUGGUGUCCCAUCAACCAAACACAAACAAAACAACAAAGAACAAAAGCAGAGAGAUGAUUCAUGAAGAGGACAUUACGUUAACGGAGGAAACUAUGGAGAUUACAGAAGUAAACAGUAUCAAUGAAGUUGGAUUCAAAAAAGUAUUUCGAUUUGUUGGAUUUAAGUUCACCCUGAAAAAAGACGCAUGUGACAAAACUGAUGGUGAAAGGCUACUAGCAAAUGAGAAAGAGGGAGACACAUCAGAGGACUACAAUGAUCUGGUGUCUGCCCAGCCCAAGACACCUGAAACUACUCAAAAAACAAAAAAUAAAACAGAGCUUGACCAGGCCACAGGGAUGAUAAAAGUCACACCUGAGAAAGAAAAGGCAAAUGUGGUUGAAGCAAGUUAUGAAUCAGAAGAGCCGAUGUCACCAAUCAAGCAAUUCUUUACACAGGGAAUCUUUGGCAGUUUAAGAAAGAAAAAGAAAGAAAAUGAAAUAGAGAGAGAGACUAAUGAAGAGGGACUCAGAAUAAUUGAUCAAAUAGAUUGCGUAGACUCAGAGAAGUCAGAGAGAACUGAAAAGGUGGAUAGUAAAUGCAUGUGCCUCGAUAUCCCUAGUAUUAUGUAUGAGGAAGAAAAAGAUGCACAGCAGAAAAGCAACACUUUAUUACCUGAAGAAGAGUCUUUAGAGAAAGAUAAGGUACAAGGAAGCCCCUUCAAAAGACUUUUUAGAAAAUUUUCCUCAAGACGGCAGAGAGAAAAUAAGCAUGUGAAAAUUGAAGAUGAGGAAAAAGUCACUGAGUCAUCCUUAGAUUUGACAGAGGUCCAGAAAGAAGAGGAACCAGUGCCGGGAGAACCAAAACCUGCCGUGGAGCAAGUUGCUGAUGCCAGCCCUCAAGAGUCCAAAAAGAAAUCUGACUCCACCGUUUCCUGGGAGGCCCUGAUUUGUGGCAGCUCUGCUAAAAAAAGAGCUAGACAAACAAACGAGGCUGAAACACAAGACGAAUAUGGGAAAACAACUGAAUCUCCACUUGGAAGUUCUGCUGAGGGUGAUUAUGAUCAUCUUACAUCCUCCAAUGAGCAAGAUGGGGAGGGAGAGUCCACAUGGAAAACUUUUAAAAAAAUGGUCACCCCCAAAAGGAAGAUGAGAACUGGAGAAGGUAGUUCAUCUGAACAUGAACCUUCAGACAGUGAAAUUAACAAAGAUGACUCAUUUUCUGUGAUGAAACUUAUAACGGGGUGUAAAAAGAGAAGAUCUGAUGAAAGGCAGGAACAGACAUCAUCUGAUGAGACUGGUAAGGAUGCUGAAACGGGUGAUGAAGAUGAUGAAACACCAGCUAUUAUUCCUUUGUCUGAGUAUGAAAUAGUUGAUACUGAAAGUGUAAAAGAGGUGAAUGAUCAGCAAUCUGAAGCUACAAGCGAACAUGAGAUGCCAGAGUUGAAUUCACAAGAGUUAGAACAGGAGACACCAAAUGAGUCUGAACCCAAGCAGGUUGCAGGUAAAGUUUCAAAUAAUGCUAGACCAUUAAUCAUACAUGUUCGAUCAGAGGACUUUGAAGAACUGACAGACUUUGUAAGUAAACAUCAACAACUGAGUGAUAUACCAGAGGAAGGGAUCAUCGAGGAAAGCAUCCAAACACCAACAACAUCUGCUGAAUGGGUAACACAGGAUGACACCUUAGCAGAAGAUAUUGUAGAUUUGACAGCUGAUGCGGUCACCGCUCCAGAGCCUGCAAGUGAGGAAUUUGUUGGGGAUAACAGUACUGAAAUGGUCUCGGCACUCUCCCAACUUACAGAAUCAGCCAGGACGUCUGGAAACGUCACACCAGUGUCGGCUGAAUAUGGUGUGCAAAUGUCAAAUAUGAUCUUUCAAGAAGGUCUUCAAUCCAUCUGCAUGACUCCAAGCGUUCAAUCAGUAACAACGAAGGAUGAAAGCCAAGAAUCUCUAGCAGUGUCAUUUUCACCUUAUAUAAUACAUACAACCACCGGAAGAGAAACUAAAGUUUUGGUUGCACAUAUGAGAACGGAGGCAUCGGCAAUAUGUACAGGCCUUAUAUCUCAAGAAAUAGAAUCUGUUGAAGAACUUCUCAAUGCACCUUUAGUAGAGGCGAUACCUGAAGUAAGCGAUGCUGUCCCAACUGAAUUAGUAUCUGAUAACCUUACAGAUGCACCUGAAGUAGCAGGAUUUGGCACAGAUGAGGUCUAUGAAGCUCAAAUCUGGGAAGUAAAGACAGAGUGUCGGGAAGUAAUUAUAACAACUACGAAUGAAGUAGAAGAAGCUGUCACCGAAACUGAACUAGAUGUAGAGCAAGCAAUUCAACUGAUGGCAGAGCCACUUACGGAGGUGACGGUGGAGUCCCAUGUGGUGCAUAUGGUGGAUGAAAAAGAGGAAUGUAUAACAGAACUAGUAACUGGUGUUCAACUCAGAACGGCUGAAUUGCCAAUAAUUGAUACAAUGCAAAGUGAAGCUGUGUUGGAUCAGGUCAUUUCAGAAUACACCCUUGGUCCUGAAACAGAGGGUCCAUUACAUUUAAGGUUGGAGGAACAACCUGUAAAUUACACUGAAGUAACUGCUAAAGUUGAAAAAGAGUCAACAGGCGAAAAGGUAAACAUAGAAGAAUUUGAAUUGAUACAUACAGAUGAACAUGAAAUCCAAGUGGACAUAAAAGAUGCAAUCCCAGAUACAGCAGAAACAGAAAUAAAUUAUAUGCAUGAAGUGAUUUCGUCAGGUGAUUCAGCAGUGAUUAUGAAGGACAUUAAUGAAAAAGUGGAAGAUACUAUUGAGGAAAAGAUUGUACAGCAGGACAUUAAGGACAUAACUGCAGAGCAGAGUAUAAAUGUUGUUGCAUUAAGAGUGGAUCGAAAUAUUGAAACGGAACACAUUUCAGAAACUGCAGUUGAAUCAUUAUCCAGAGUGCAGUUUGAAGAAAAACAACUGGAGAUGGCAAGUAAGGAGGUGUUGCUUCCAGGAAUAGUAUUAGUUGAGGAGACUGUAGAAGUGGAUGAAGUUACAACAGAACUUGACAUGUCAAGCAACAAAGUGGAUACUGAUGUGGACAAUAUCAGGGUGAUGGAAAGUGCACGUGAAGAAGCGGACACCAUUGAUACUUCUAAAAAAGAGAAACUUGCAGAGAAGCAAGAGGAUCAGUUUACAAACUCUGAAAGUGAUGAUUCGGAAAAUCAAGAGGUUUUCGCUUAUGCAAAUAUUUGUACGGUAUUUCCUGAAAUGAUUGAGCAGGAUGUAGGAAUUGUUAAUGUAGAGACAGCUCAGGCAUUUAAGGCUAAAUAUGUUUCUGAGAUUUCAAUGGAUGUAUUAGAGAACAAAGAAAUAACAGCAUAUCCUGGAGCUAGAUCAAAAGUAAUACUGACAGAUCUUGAGUCUGUGAUGCCCCAAGAUAAGACAAGAGAAGCUGAGACAGAAGAAAUUGGACACAGUCCAGAAACAACUAAGAAAGUUAAAACUGGUGAAGUAUUAGAGACAGUUGUCAUUACUGAGAACACAACAAACCAGUCAGAGAAACCUGUCGAGGUCCAACUAGAAGUGCAGGCACUUGCAAUAUCUGAGCUAACACGGACAACAGAACAGGAGGAUACAUCAACAAUGCCUCUGAUAAGUGGUGAAGCAAUGGGUGGUGACCAAAUGGACCAGGCAAGAGUACAGUCAGUAACAAUAGCUAUUCCAGAAAUAAAAGAAAAGAUCCCUGACGUUACCAAACUUGAACCUGAAAGCCCAAAGCCAACUCUAACUGAAGUGACUGUAACAGCUUUGACCGAGUCUGUACAAAUGGCACAAAACAAUGCUGCUCUGCAAAUGGACAACAAUACUGUGAUUGAACAGAGGGAUGGAGCAACAGAAAAGACCAGGUUUACAUGUGAACCUCCUGAACAAUUAUUAGAAAAACUAGUAGCAGUGGAGUUAAUAGAAAAGGCAGAAAUGAAACCAGCAGUAAUAUAUCUGAAAGAGGAGAAAUCUGCUGUUACCACGCCAGAAUUAGCACCCAUAGUACAGGUCCCACUGUUGACCUCUGAAAUGAAAACAGAAACACCAGAAGUUACUGCUUCUGAGAUACAAACACAAGCAGCAAUUAAACUCAGGGCAGCAACCCUUGAAAUGACAGACCCAAAGCAAGAAAUGCCUAUGGUGGCAGAAGUUAAAAUAGAGACUCAGCUGAGUGUGGAGACACCAGUCGUGACAUCAGUGGUUACAGAACUUGAAGUAGAAACACAGGGGGUUGCAUCUAUGGCAAAAACUGUAGAUACACCCACUUCUGCUAUAACAACACUGAACAAAAUGACUGAUACCUCAAGGCUGACAACAAUGGUCAGAAAGCAAGAAGUGGAUUUGCCCACUUUGAUGGUGACAUCAGCUGCAGCUCCAGGUUUACUUACACCAGUUGUGAUUCUAGACAGCAUGUCAGCGGAAGAAACAUCUGUUGUGACUCUAAUGGAAGAAGCACUACCUGUUGAUCCAGUGGCAAACACAGUUGUAGAGAUGCACAAUGUGAUCACAGUGGUAGAGACACCUAACAUACCAACAGAGGCUGCACCUACAGUAGACACUACAACUGGAACAACAGUAGCAGCAGAAACAUCAGUUCAUUCUUUUACAACAGUCAAACUCACUGAAGCUUUAGUGGCACAGACAUCAGCCGUGCCCCCGGUGCUAGAAAUGCCAAACCUGGUGGUGCAGACACCAGUUUUAGAUUCAGUGGUAGUGACACCAGCUCUAGCUCCUGCUGUGGAGACACAAGCAGUUGUUUUAGUGACAGAGGCUGAACCUUCAGUAGCAGUCACACCAGGAGAAACAUCAGCUGUGAGCCCAGUAGUCGAAACUCCAGUUACUUCCAUCACAUCACCUAAACCAACUGUGGCUGCAAUGGCACAGACAUUAGUUGUGACACUAGUGGAAGAAACAACAGCAUUGGUUUCAGAUACAGCAUUGGAAACAGAAGUUGUAGGUCCGGUGUCAGGAAUGUUUUCUGUGAGUCCAGAAGAAGAAACAUCAUGUAUGACACAAAUGGUAGAAACACCAGAUCUGGAUUCAGUGAUGGUAACACAGCCUGCGUCUCAACUUGUAACACCAGAUGUGACUACUAGAGCAGAAACAUCAGUUCUAAGUCCAGUAACUAAAACUUCAGCAGUUGCAGUGGCAGAGACUCCAGUGGUACUGACACCAGCUCUGGUUUCAGUGAUUGUAAGAGAGGCUGCACCUCCAGAAGUUACACCAAAAAUGACUGCGGUAGUAGAAGUUUCAGCCGUGGACCUAGUCGUGGAAACCACAUCAACUUUAAGUGUAACUGCAGAUACACCAGUAAUGAUUCCAGAGAAAACCCUGACUCUAGUUUCAGUUGAAAAAACACUCGACGUGACCCCACCAGUAGAAACACCAGUUGUGGGUGGUUUAAUAGGGACAUCUGCUAGGACUUCAGUUCUAGAGGCACCACAAGUAACUCCAGCAGUAGAGAUACCUGCUAUUGCUUCAGUGGUUGUGACUCCAGAUGUAAUGGCAACAGUAAACGAAACAAUGUUGCAGGACAAAACAGAAACAGAGCCUUCAGUUGAGGCUGAAGAUGAUGUUAAACCAUCACUCUUGAAUGAGAAAGAGGUAAAGACAUUGGUUUUACCUGAAGAAGCAAAGGGCUUCCUGCAGCAUGAAGCACCUAUGGUCACUCCAACAGAACCCCAGUCAGUGGUAGAAGAUGUGUGGGAGGAUGCUGUAGAAAAUGUUGGAGAUGGCCAUUGUCAAAUGAUGCAAACUGAUGUUUCACCCCAAGAAGUAUCUGAUUCUGGGAUCUGAGCAUUGACUUGCCACACAACAUGGAUAAUAUCAGGGAGCUUGUUUGCUAAGUGUGACGACUAGUCUUCAAUCAGUCUGAACUAGCAGCAUCUCCAUCACCAGGAGCUCUAUACAGGAAUAUACGCCUACAAAGAAAUCUCCAAGACACUGAGAGAGAAAAUAGAGUUGCAUUAUUGAAUGUCCAGUAGGAAAGUGUAAAACCAAAAAAAGAUGUUUUGUUUAACACAGGGGUAAGCAACGUCUUUCCUGGAUUGCCAAUGUCCUGCAGAGGCCCUGUCCCAAAUGGCGCACUUAAUGUAGACUUUCGGUCUCGUGGCAUUAAAUUGCGUGUGCUCGCUUAGUCUACGAGUUCAUAGGGUGUCCCAUCUGUCAUUUUUAUGCUCCAAAGUGUGCUCAUCAGUGCCCCCUUUGCACCCUUGAUGCGGUCUUCGGCGAAGCCCACACUGCAGCAGGCUUCAUGCACUUCGUGCAACCCAGAAGUCCUUGCGAAAGAGCAAUCAGACGAUGAAAGGGAGGAGUUCACACUUCUGGGCAACUUCUCUUCCUAUUUCAGGCGUGACGCUCGAGUCGGUCCCAAAAUAAGACUCCGGUGCACCCUUUUAGACUCGUGUCAAGGGUCCCCAAGGUCUGCACUACAUGAUGUCAUCAAAGUGUGGACUCUGAGGAGGUCCGGAGUGUGCCAUUUGGGACAGGGCCAGAGUUUAGCUCCAGCUCUAAUCAAGCACACCCGAAUAAGCUAAUCAAGAGUCACCUGAAAACUACAGGUAGGCAAGGUUUUAUCAGGGUUGGAGCUAAAAUCUGCAGGACAUCGGCACUCCAGGACCGACGUUGCCUAUAACAGAUAGAUUGUUCUCUUAUAAAUCGCUACCUACAGACUUGGGUUUAAACCAAUGACGUUUUGCGCUGCUAAUGCAAUGCUCUACCAUUAGCACUUUUAAAUAUGCCAAACAGUUAUUAAUCCUCUUUUUGCACUCUUAUUGUAUACCAUAAUGUGUACAGUCUAGGCAGAUAUAUUUUUUCAGUAUGCAAAUCUAUUGCAGCACGCAAAAGUAAAUUGCUGGACGGUCCCAGUGUUUUCGUUUUAAACAUAUAUGAAUGUUCUAUAGGAAACACAAUGAGGGUCAAUAUAAUACUGCACUACACAUGAUCAAUGUCUAAGCUGCCUUCCAGUAUUAAGAGUUUUAAAAGCAGUCUGGCAAGUAUUUGGGGCAUCUGUAUAAUUUUCUUUCGACUUAAGGGGGUCGCACACCGGACGAGAAGCGCGCAUGGGACAACUCGGAGGUAUCGUACACCGGACAUGCACAUUAAAUAGCACGAGCUUAGUCAGAUAGCAUCUACUUAAAAAUGCUAAAUAUACGUUAGCAGCCAAUGUUUAUCGCUAACGGUUUGGGACAAAUAUGAUGUCAUUUAAUGUUAAACUGUGAGUGGCGUUGACCAGCGUCCAGCUGCCAUCAAGUGCCACCGGUGUGCAUACAUUCAUAGAAAAUAAUGUGUUCUGUUUUUAGAUUCAUUGCGCUACGCAACGCUUCUCGUCCGGUGUGCAACCCCCUUUAUUCUAACAUAUGCAUACAUGCAAUUCAGCUAUGAGGCAUUUGAAACCACUUGUACACACUGUUUGACUAUGCAUUAACAACAAAAUAUAACAGUAUUUUUGUUUUUAGACUUUGUUAAAAACAGUAUGGAUUAAUACAAAUUAUAUUUCAAGUUUUAUUUGAAUAAAGUAAAUUUAAAAUGUC
Messenger RNA from Misgurnus anguillicaudatus (oriental weatherfish), 8363 nucleotides. RefSeq names its product A kinase (PRKA) anchor protein 12a (gene akap12a). The record is from RefSeq and is a predicted model, not a curated record. Gene Ontology annotation, molecular function: protein kinase A binding; calmodulin binding. Lineage: Eukaryota; Metazoa; Chordata; Actinopteri; Cypriniformes; Cobitidae. Gene Ontology annotation, biological process: signal transduction; regulation of protein kinase C signaling. Gene Ontology annotation, cellular component: cytoplasm.